CUUCGUCUCGAAGCCAAAACGCGACCUUUGUUCGCGUUCGCAACUUCACAUCGAACGACCUCACCCGCCCAUCAUCAUCGCCGUCGCCACAACUCCGAUCGCCUUCAAACAGUCUCGUCUCCCUGUGACAGACGACUCCGCGCCAAGCCGACAUGCGGUAGAAGGUCAGCAAAGCUCAGCAGUGACAUAGAGGGAGCUUUGCGCUUCCUCAACUUUUUGCCGACCUCGCCAUGGCGGCCGUCACGAACGGCCACACGAAUGGCGUCAAUGGCCAUGCCUCCGCACCUCUCUUCGAACGCUUCUCCGACGUGCCCACCGUCAUCGAUAUCCCUGUGCGCGGCGAAGAUGGCGACGAAGCUGUCAAUGUCGACCUCAGCGACGCCCUUGACGACACCGGCGAGUUGUGCGAUUUGCUGGAGAAUGAAGGCGUCGCGAAGAGCUAUUGGAUCACUAUCGCGCUUGCCUACGUCAAACAGAAAAAGCCGGACAUGGCCGUUGACAUUCUCAAGCGAGGGCUGGAGGCUUUGCGCGUUGGCAAGGAUGAGGAUCGACUCAGUCUUUUGACGUGCAUGUGCUGGGUGUACCUCUGGCAAUGUCGCCGCGCUCCUCGAGUGAAGCCAACCCAGCCUUCGGCCGAUGAGCGCAUCAAGGAGAACUGGUUGGCCCAGGCGACCAGCACCCUUAAUGAUGCGUCGCGUAUCAGUCCUUCGUAUCCACCGCUGUUUCUCGCCCGCGGGACGCUGUUAUUGCUCAAGGCAUCCUUACAAAAUCCGAAAUUCGGGCCUGGUGGUGAUCACUCGGAUCGCGCAGACACCUUGAAGCAGGCAUCAAAAUGCUUCGACGAUGCCUACCGAACCUCUGGCCAGAAAAACUUGCUUGCUGUUAUGGGAAAAGCGAAGGCACAAUUCUCGAUGAACAAGUUUGAUCAGGCGUACAUUCUUUACCAGCAGGUGUUGGAGCGCGCACCGGACAUGAUCGACCCAGAUCCUCGCAUUGGCAUUGGCGCUUGUCUAUGGCAGCUAGGGCACAAGGAGAACGCAAAAGAGGCAUGGGAGCGUGCGUUGGAGCUCAAUCCGAGGUCAACGAUUGCCAACAUCCUAUUGGGAGUCUAUCAUCUCGAUCAGUGCAGCCAAUACAACUCCGCCGAUCCGGCCUUUGUGGAUACCUACAAGAGGGCAAUGACCACAUAUACACAGACUGCCUUCAAGCUCGACGACAUGCAUGCGCUGACAUGUGCCACAUUCGGUGGGUAUUUUCUUCUUCGACGCAACUGGGCGAACGUUGAGCGCCUUGCACGUCGCUCCAUCGAGCACACCGACGUCAAUGCGGUUGCUAGCGAUGGUUGGUACUUGCUGGCGCGAAAAGAGCACUACGAUGGUGAUCUGCAAAAAGCCCAGGACUACUACAGCAAGGCCGACCAGGCCAGAGGGGGUGAUGAUCGAGGUUAUCUGCCAGCCAAAUUCGGCGCCGCUCAGCUCAAGACGCUGAUGAACGAUCUGGACGGCGCCAAAUUCCGACUGGAGAAAAUGCUUUCUACUAACAAGAGCGUGGAAGCCAUGACCUUGCUUGGUAUACUGCAUGCCGAGGAUGUUUUUGCGAAGCAAGCUACCGGCUUAAAAGAGGAACUGGCCGAUUCAAGGAAGAAAGCCAUUGCACUCCUAGAACAAGUGCGUGUCGCGUGGAAGGACUCUAAGAAGAAGAUCUCCCCAGACUCGGCCGUGCUCUUGAACCUAGCCCGUCUGUAUGAGCUUGAUUCUCCUGACAAAGCAUUGGCGUGCUUGCAGCAUGUUGAACAGCUCGAGAUCGAGGAAAUUAGCGACAACGAUCUCCCCGAAGGUCUUGAAGACGAAAUCGCAAUCGCGGCUGCAAAACGUGAGAUGCUGAGUCCACAGUUGCUGAACAACAUUGGCUGCUUCCAUUUCCAAGCAGAACGAUAUGCACAAGCACGCGAGAACUUCCAGGCUGCUUUACGAUCUAGUGUAUCGAUUAGCAACAAGGACGAAACGGUGGAUACUGACGCCCUUGUUUCGACAAUCAGUUACAACCUCGGCCGGGUGUACGAAGCAGAGGGCAUAGAGGAUGAGGCCGAAAAGAUCUACAAGAGCUUGCUGGAUCGCCAUCCUGAUUACAUUGAUGCUAACAUCCGUAUGGCGUGCCUUCAGCUGCGAUCCGACCCGACGAAGGGCGCAGAGGCGAUCAAACAGCUCCUUGACGCCGAUCCAGGAAACUUGCAGGUGCGAGCUUUGUACGGAUGGCACCUAAAUCGCACGAAAAAGCGCACACUGGCUAUCAAUGAAGAUCAGGAACAACGACAUUACAAGCACACGCUCAUGACAUACGACAAGCAUGACAUCUACUCACUGACAGGCAUGGGCAAUCUGAACCUCGUCAUUGCCAGAGAAAUGCCUCGCGAUACGGAGCAACACAAGGACCGCCGCAGCAAGACCUACCACCGAGCCAUCGAGUUCUUCGACAAGGUUCUGACCCUCGACCCGAAGAAUGCCUUCGCCGCGCAAGGCGUUGGCAUUGGUUUAAUUGAGGACCGUAAAGAUACCUCGAACGCGAUUCAGAUUUUUGCCAAAGUGAGAGAAAGCGUGAAGGAUGCCUCGGUGCACAUCAACCUCGGACACGUCUUCUGCGAGCUCAAACAAUUCAGUCGCUCUAUUGAGAACUACGAACUGGCACUGGUGAAAUCGCGCGAAAAGGACCCACACAUCAUGGCGUGUCUAGGGCGAGCCUGGCUAAUGCGUGGUCGGGCUGAAAAGAAUCUUGAACACUACAAGAUGAGCUUGGACUACUCGCAACAGGCGCUGAAGCAGUCACCUGAAAACAUCAACUUCAAAUUCAACGUGGCAUUUGUGCAGAUACAGAUUGCUCAGCAAAUGAUCACACAGCCUGAAGCGAACAAGACGCUGGUGGACGUGGAGGCUGCUAAUCAAGGCUUGGAUGAGGCAAUUGAGUCAUUCAUCGCGAUCGCAAAAGGACCCAAUCCACCAUUCCCAAGGCAUGACAUUGAACAGCGUGCAAACAUGGGUCGCAACACGAUGAAGCGCCAGCUGGCCACCGCGAUCGAGAAACAAGCUGAGUACGAGCGCAAGAAUGCGACGCGGCUUGAAGAGGCCCGCAAGCGCCGGGAAGAAGAGAUUCGGAAGCGCGAGGAAGAGAAGCGCAUCGCGCAAGAAAAGGCUGAUGAGGAGAAGCGCAAAUUGCGUGAAGAGCGUGAGCGCAUCCAAGAAGAAGAUCGUUUACUGAUCGAAAAGCGUCUGAAUGACGAACGCAUUGCGGAAGAGGCACAGUAUACCACUGACGAGGAUGGGACUCGUAGGAAGCGAGAGAAGAAGCCCAAAGAGAAGCGACAGAAACGCAAGAAGAAGGGCGACGACACCGACACUGACGCUGACGUUGUGGCCGACGGGACUGGGGACGAAGGCAGACGAAGUCGCCAUCGCUCACGCGCUACCAGUGCUACCGCCAGUGACGGCGAAGCACCACGAAAGAAGAAGAAGAGAAGACUCGAACGCAAAGGACAAGCCGUCAAGAGCAACUCCAAGUACAAGAGUGCCGAGACUGUGGAAGAUUCAGACGAAGACGACGAUGGCGGACUUGCAGCUCCCGGUUCGACACAGCCCAAGUCGGACGACGCAGGAACGCCUCGUGCAGAUGUCGAAGACGAUACUAUGGCAGAUGGUGGAGACGAAGACGACGAGCCUUCGGCUGCACGAUCCACGCAACGGAGGAAACCUGCUCGUGUUCUCGACGACGACGAUGAGGACGACGACGAUGCAGCGGGCGAUGGUGAAGCUGUUGCAGCGGGAGAUUCUGAUCAUGGUGGGGAUUAGGAGAAACUUGAAGCAGAAUUUCCGGAUAGUCCGCAGGCUUCACCAUCAUCAGGCUCACCAUAGUUGACAUCUGUCUUGUACUCCAUAGCGUUGUGUACUUUUAUCUUUUGAAAAAAAGCGAGAAUGAAUCUUGGCCUUACCUGCUUGGAAUAAUCCUUCACUUCAUUCACAAUGCUUCCCUCUCCAAGAACAAUACUUCUGCCAAAUUGACGCAAGUCACGAUUCACCACUCUCACUUAAUAAGUACGCACGAAAGCAACCGCACAUGCGAUCAGAUCGCCACAGUGGG
Molecule: messenger RNA, 4128 nt
Organism: Cercospora beticola
Lineage: Eukaryota; Fungi; Ascomycota; Dothideomycetes; Mycosphaerellales; Mycosphaerellaceae
Gene: CTR9
Product: Ctr9p
Biological process (GO): regulation of DNA-templated transcription; transcription elongation by RNA polymerase II
Cellular component (GO): Cdc73/Paf1 complex
Molecular function (GO): RNA polymerase II complex binding
Source: RefSeq, a predicted model, not a curated record